This is a messenger RNA of Cercocebus atys (sooty mangabey), 2088 nucleotides long. It is a transcript of the gene NFIL3, whose product is annotated as nuclear factor, interleukin 3 regulated. Bases 399 to 1787 code for a protein of 462 amino acids. Gene Ontology annotation, cellular component: nucleus. Gene Ontology annotation, biological process: transcription by RNA polymerase II; circadian rhythm; regulation of DNA-templated transcription. Gene Ontology annotation, molecular function: DNA binding; DNA-binding transcription factor activity. The transcript has 2 exons. Lineage: Eukaryota; Metazoa; Chordata; Mammalia; Primates; Cercopithecidae. The record is from RefSeq and is a predicted model, not a curated record.
CGGCGACGUAGCGCGGCGCUCGGAACUGACCUACUACACAUGCACCAUCUCUCGCUCGGCCCACGGCGCCCGCCAGCGACCGCCGGCGCGCCCCGACCGCCUCCCGCGCGCGCCCUCGCCGCCCCCGCCUCCGCGCCCGAGGCCCGGCCGGCCCGAGCCCCCGAGCGCCGCGCCGACUGGCGGCCGCCCCUUUCUUUCUCCUCGCCGGCCCGAGAGCAGGAACACGAUAACCACGGAGGCCCAGCUUCAUUCAAUAAGGAGCCUGAAGGAUUUAUCCCAGACAGUAGAACAAAAGGAAGAAUAUUGAUGGAUUUUAAACCAGAGUUUUUAAAGAGCUUGAGAAUACGGGGAAAUUAAUUUGUUCUCCUACACGCAUCUAUAGGGGAAGGUUGUUUCUGAUGCAGCUGAGAAAAAUGCAGACCAUCAAAAAGGAGCAGGCAUCUCUUGAUGCCAGUAGCAAUGUGGACAAGAUGAUGGUCCUUAAUUCUGCUUUAACGGAAGUGUCUGAAGACUCCACAACAGGUGAGGAGCUGCUUCUCAGUGAAGGAAGUGUGGGGAAAAACAAAUCUUCUGCGUGUCGGAGGAAACGGGAGUUCAUUCCCGAUGAAAAGAAAGAUGCUAUGUACUGGGAAAAAAGGCGGAAAAAUAAUGAAGCUGCCAAAAGAUCUCGUGAGAAGCGUCGACUGAAUGACCUGGUUUUAGAGAACAAACUAAUUGCACUGGGAGAAGAAAACGCCACUUUAAAAGCUGAGCUGCUUUCACUAAAAUUAAAGUUUGGUUUAAUUAGCUCCACAGCAUAUGCUCAAGAGAUUCAGAAACUCAGUAAUUCUACAGCUGUGUACUUUCAAGAUUACCAGACUUCCAAAUCCAGUGUGAGCUCAUUUGUGGACGAGCACGAACCCUCGAUGGUGGCGAGCAGUUGUAUUUCUGUCAUUAAACACUCUCCACAAAGCUCGUUGUCCGAUGUUUCCGAAGUGUCCUCGGUAGAGCACACGCAGGAGAGCUCCGUGCAGGGAAGCUGCAGAAGUCCUGAAAACAAGUUCCAGAUUAUCAAGCAAGAGCCGAUGGAAUUAGAGAGCUACACAAGGGAGACGAGAGAUGACCGAGGCUCUUACACAGCAUCCAUCUAUCAAAACUAUAUGGGGAAUUCUUUUUCUGGAUACUCACACUCUCCCCCACUACUGCAAGUCAACCGAUCCUCCAGCAACUCCCCGAGAACGUCGGAAACCGACGAUGGUGUGGUAGGAAAGUCAUCUGAUGGCGAAGAUGAGCAACAGGUCCCCAAGGGCCCCAUCCAUUCUCCAGUCGAACUCAAGCACGUGCAUGCAGCGGUGGUUAAAGUUCCAGAAGUGAAUUCCUCUGCCUUGCCACACAAGCUCCGGAUCAAAGCUAAAGCCAUGCAGAUCAAAGUAGAAGCCUUUGAUAAUGAAUUUGAGGCCACGCAAAAACUUUCCUCCCCUAUUGACAUGACAUCGAAAAGACAUUUUGAACUCGAAAAGCAUAGUGCCCCAAGUAUGGUACAUUCUUCUCUUACUCCUUUCUCAGUGCAAGUGACUAACAUUCAAGAUUGGUCUCUCAAAUCGGAGCACUGGCAUCAAAAAGAACUGAGUGGCAAAACUCAGAAUAGUUUCAAAACUGGAGUUGUUGAAAUGAAAGACAGUGGCUACAAAGUUUCUGGCCCAGAGAAUUUGUAUUUGAAGCAGGGGAUAGCAAACUUAUCUGCAGAAGUUGUCUCUCUGAAGAGACUUAUAGCCACACAACCAAUCUCUGCUUCAGACUCUGGGUAAAUUACUACUGAGUAAGAGCUGGGCAUUUAGAAAGAUGUCAUUUGCAAUAGAGCAGUCCGUUUUGUAUUAUGCUGAAUUUUCACUGGACCUGUGAUGUCAUUUCACUGUGAUGUGCACAUGUUGUCUGUUUGGUGUCUUUUUGUGCACAGAUGAUGAUGAAGAUUAGAUUGUGUUAUCACUCUGCCUGUGUAUAGUCUAAUAGUCCAUGCAAAGGCUGUAUAUAUUGAACAUUAUUUUUGUUGUUCUAUUAUAAAGUGUGUAAGUUACCAGUUUCAAUAAAGGAUUGGUGACAAACACAGAA